This is a messenger RNA of Glycine soja, 903 nucleotides long. Its product is annotated as CASP-like protein 2D1. The transcript has 3 exons. The record is from RefSeq and is a predicted model, not a curated record. Bases 65 to 622 code for a protein of 185 amino acids. Lineage: Eukaryota; Viridiplantae; Streptophyta; Magnoliopsida; Fabales; Fabaceae.
AACUUAAGUGCUUGUUCUAAGAGUGAAACUGAGACCCCUCAACCAAUUUCAUUGCAUAUAAAAUAUGAGAACACAUAUUGAUGAUAGUGCAUCUGGGAAGAAUCACCAUCUUCCAAUGCUUUGGUUUUUUGAUUCUUCUCUGAGGCUUUGUGCUAUUCCUCUAUCUGUGGCAACCAUGUGGAUCACUGUGACUAACAAGGAGGACAACAGCAGCUAUGGAAUGCUGAAAUAUAACAACCUCUCUGCUCUAAAGUAUAUGGUUUUAGUCAGUGCCCUCUGUGCUUGCUAUGCUCUUCUUGCUGCAGCUUGCUCCUUGGUCAGAUGUUUUGUAUCCAAAGCUUGGAUUUUCUUUGUCUCUGAUCAGAUUGUGGCAUAUUUAGCGAUCACAUCAGUUGCUGCAGUAAUGGAGAUGUAUUACCUGGCUUACAAUGGUGCUAAGGAAGAUUCUUGGAGUGAAGCCUGCAGUUCCUAUGGCAGUUUUUGCAGCAAAGUCAAGUUGGCUUUGAUACUCCAUACGAUCACAUUUUGCUGCUUCUUUGUUAUAGCCGUGAUUUCAGCUUUUCGAGCGUUUAGUGUCUUUGAUCCUCCUUUUGUCAAUUCUCAAGAGGUGCAAGGAGAUUGAGAUUACUUAGGAUUGCUCAUUUGGGUCUUGAAGGGGAUUUGUUUCCAUGAUGCUCUAGUAUCUCUAAUACUAAGAUUGCAAACAUACAUGGCAAAAAAAAAAAAAUAAUAAUAAUAAUAAUAAUAUGUAUACAUCAACAAUAGUAAUUUUUGCUUCUUUAAAUUCUAUGAAUGCUAUAUUAGAUUUUGGUAUCCCUUUUGCUUGAAGUAUGAUAUUCCUGUGUUGAAAAUGGCCCAAAGUAUUGUUGUGGUCAGGAAAAUAAACAGGGGAUAGAUGGUGAA